AUGGAACGUUGGGGAGUGAAGAGGAGAAAGAGGAAUAGGACAGGGGUGUGGGAGUAUUAUAUAGAUUUUCAUAUUGAGCAAAUGAGAGAUUUGGUGGAUGUUGAAAAGGUUUCUAAAGAUCCUGAGUUUAUUCAAGAAAUAUGUGAAAAUUAUAUAGACAUUGAUAAAAUAUAAAAGAAACAGUUUUCAAACUUAAAAAUAUUGAAGAUCAAUGUGUCAGAACUAAUGAUGCUCGCAAUAAAUACUUCAAGCUUGUGAGAGAAAGAGACAAUGUUGGUGUUAACCACUUCAGAAAAAUCAGUCUUGGUAUGAUCGCAGUAGGAAGAACAAAAAAGAAAAAGUUAGAGGAUUUCGACUUGGAACAUGGAGAAGAGAUAGAAAUGCUGAAGAAAUCAUUUGAGGAAGAGAGGGCUAAGACUGAGAAUAUGAUCGAUAAUGCAAUUUUGGAAGAGAUUUACCAGGAAGUUAAGAGGAAUGUAGAUGGUUUCAAAGAAGAUAAGAUCUCACAGAGGAUAGAAGAGCAGGUGAAGAAUAUAUAACUGAAGCCUCUUAUAAGAUAAAAUUCAACUGGGAUCCUAAAGAAUCAAGGAUGGAAAUGACGUUCUUUUUGGUUGAUAAGAACGAUGACGUUGACAAAAUAAAAGAAAAGUUUUUUGAAAAUAUAAUAAAAAAUCCAAUAAAUCGAAGUUUAUCAGAUCUGAUUGAUGAAAGUUGAGAAGAAGUGUGAUUUGCCUUAGACCCACAGUUACAGCAAGAGAACAAAGAGUUUUUCGAGAAAACUAAAGUCCAAUACUUCAUCGAUCUCAUUAAGAUGUGAGAUCUCCCGAAGGUUGAUACAAUUAUCUUGCAGAAUUUUUAUUUUAAAGAUGAAGAAUUAGAUCCGAUUCUGGAGACUGUCAUUUCGUCUCUAUUUCAAAGGCUAGUAUUCAAAUAACUGUGACUUUCAAAUAUCUCAGCAAGCAGAGUUGGAGCCAAUAGUUAAAAAUAUCAAUCCUUCUUGAAUUCGGUCAGCUGGUUUGAGCGAAGAUCCUAAAGAAAUGCUAGAUUGAUCCGAAGAUGGAGAAAGAGAAAGCGAAGAAGAAACUGAAGAAGAAAAUAAAGAAGAACAAAUUAAGAAUAGAAAAAGAAAUAUUAAAAGUAAGGGUAAAGAUCCUCAAGACAAGCCAACUUCUUCGAAAGACUAUAUCAACCAAUACCUGAAGAUAAAGCUAUCUAGUUUACAAGAAGAAAAUAAGAUUGAGCAGCCAUCUCCUCAUCCAACUAAAAUGAGACCUUUGUAUAGUCUGUCUUUCAUUGAGUGAUUUACACCAGAAUCAGCUUAUUACUCUUUGAACGAUGGAAAGAGUAUUGACCCCAACUACUUUAAACAUCAUGCUGCUUCAUCCUGUGCAGAAGCCCUCCUCCUAGACCAAGCCUCAAUGACGCAUAAAAUCAACAAAAUCCUUCACAAAAUCAGUACAGUCUCCCUGCAAAACCCUAUGUACAAGGAAAGAGGCCUCAUGUGCCUAACUCUACAGGAUUGCUACCUUCCAGAGGACGAUUACGAGGUUAUUAAGCAAAUGAGGAUAGUUUUAGGGUAAGGUCAAGUGUGGUGGAGUUAGGCCGAAGAGAUUUUAUUGGAAAUAGAGAUAGUAUGGUGUGUGCUUGGAGGAUAUGUUAAAUAAAAUUUUGGUUAAUGGAGGUUUAGGGUUUGGUUGUUGUGAUUUGUUGCUGUCGUAAAAGAUUGGCGAAAUGUUUUGGAAUUAUCUAGAAUGAUAAAGUUUUAUGGAUCGUUUGAGGUCUUAAUGUUUUAAACUUUAUCUACAUUUGGUUUAUAAUUAAGAGAAGAUGGAAUCAGUUAGGAAUCUUCAUUGUUUCAGACAGUCCCAAAUAACCCCCUUUAAUUGUGUAGAUACUCUGCCUCAAUUUAAGUUGCACAAAAUAUCUAUCAAACAAUUUUAUGGAUGCCUCCCUCAAAAUCAAAAUCUAAUGUUCAACUCUAAUAUUC
Messenger RNA from Moneuplotes crassus, 1987 nucleotides. NCBI's taxonomy places the organism in Eukaryota, Ciliophora, Spirotrichea, Euplotida, Euplotidae. The record is from the annotation of a GenBank genome assembly.